Macroventuria anomochaeta is the source of this 1776-nucleotide messenger RNA. RefSeq names its product Vps36-domain-containing protein. The record is from RefSeq and is a predicted model, not a curated record. The coding region runs from base 1 to 1776 and encodes 591 amino acids. Gene Ontology annotation, biological process: protein transport to vacuole involved in ubiquitin-dependent protein catabolic process via the multivesicular body sorting pathway. NCBI's taxonomy places the organism in Eukaryota, Fungi, Ascomycota, Dothideomycetes, Pleosporales, Didymellaceae. Gene Ontology annotation, cellular component: ESCRT II complex; late endosome membrane. Gene Ontology annotation, molecular function: ubiquitin binding; phosphatidylinositol-3-phosphate binding. The transcript is spliced from 3 exons.
AUGUUCCUGCACCAGCUCGAUCUGACCACCGCUUUGCGCCCGUCGCUCUUGCCAGAGGAGACGCUUCUGUUCGUGCAAGAUGCCGUGGGACUGUAUGAGGGCAAGUUCAAGAUCCCACAGUACCAGAACGGCCAGGCGUACUUGACCUCACAUCGCACAUGUUAUGUCGACCAUGCUGAACCGCGCAAAAAUUCGGUGGCCAUCUUCCUGAAGGAUAUAGAGAAGCCAGACUUCUAUGCUGGCUUCCUCAAGUCCUCUCCUAAGAUCACCCUCUACCCCAAGCCCGCCAAUCAGCUAUCACGUGGGCUAUCAGCACCCGUUGCUGCACGGAGCCCCUCAUCUGGUUCACCAGAGCGACGAAACAGCCCUGCACCGGCCCCGUCCAUGACCGCGUCUUGGAUCUGCCCUAUAUGCUCUUUCUCGAAUCCAGUACCGUCAAACUUCGAUCCCGCACUUGCGUCACGUACACCGAUACCACCAUGUCUGGCUUGCGGCAUCAAGCCGCCUACAAUGCAUGUCGUGAAAGCAGCCAUAGCAGCCAUCUCAAACAGACCAGCCCCUGGUCCACCGCCGAAGGACAACAAGGAUGGCACCACAGCUUCGACAUCUUCUUCUGGGGGAAUAGUGUCGUGCCCACGCUGUACAUACCAGAACCAUCCCUCGCUAUUGAACUGCGAGAUAUGCGGUGCAUCCUUGACUACUGUGGUAGACAGGCGGCUGGAGCACGUUGCGGAGAUUCGCAGAGCAGAUUCUCCCGGCCCAUCCUUGACCACGCCUAUACAGACUACCAACAUCGAGUGCAUCAAGCUAUCGUUCCGCAGUGGUGGUGAGAAGAUCUUCUACGAGCGUCUCAAGAACGCGUUAGUGCAGCGCAAGUGGCUGCUUCAGAGUGCUCCUCCCAUCCCUAAGCCUCGACCAAAUUCUGGCGCGUUCGACGACAGCUACUCAUCCAAGUCUGGCAAGUCAUCGGCGGAGAUCGAGCGACCCCGAGUAGUGGGUAUCGCCGGUCUCGAGCGUCGUGGGCUUGAGCAGAGGCAGAACAAUGAAGCUAUGAUCGGCAACGCUUUCGAAGAUCUCGAGGCACUGAUGACUUCUGCAAAGGAGAUAAUUGCACUUGCUGAGCAAUUUGCGCAACAGGCAAAUCUGGGGACAAAUGGCAGUUCAGAAGACAACGCUCUAGCGUCGCAGUCAGCAUCUGCACUUGGUCUGAUCACUACAAAAGAUAUGCUUGGAUCGGGUUCAGAAUCACUAUACGUAUCUGAGCUGUCACGAAACCUUGCGGAAUGGCUUACUGAUGACACAAGAGGUGUUUUGCGAAGGGGAGGCGGGAUCAUGACGCUUGUUGACUUAUGGGCCAUGUUCAAUCGCGCAAGAGGUGGCGUGGAAUUAGUCAGUCCGGCGGACUUCGAGAAGGCAGCGCGGAUGUGGGAUACGCUCAAGCUCCCUAUUCGAUUACGACAAUUCAAGAGUGGCCUGCUUGUGGUCCAAGGUCGUGACCGAACAGACGAGAAAACCAUUGCCAGUCUGCUCACCUGGCUGAAGAGCUUACACAACGAGGUGCCAAGUUCAGAUGUGUCAUGGGACUGGCAACUAUAUGGUAGAGGUAUUACUGCGCAAGAGACUGCCGAGAAGUUCGGAUGGAGCGUGGGAGUUGCGAUCGAAGAGCUUGAAAUGGCUGAGGAAGCUGGUGUAUUGUGUCGUGAGCAGAGUCUUGACGGCUUCAGGUUCUGGGAGAACUGGCUCGUCAAAAUGCCUCAUUCUUCUGUCACUGUUUAG